Suricata suricatta (meerkat) is the source of this 949-nucleotide messenger RNA. RefSeq names its product transmembrane protein 249 (gene CATSPERQ). NCBI's taxonomy places the organism in Eukaryota, Metazoa, Chordata, Mammalia, Carnivora, Herpestidae. The coding region runs from base 1 to 822 and encodes 273 amino acids. The record is from RefSeq and is a predicted model, not a curated record. The transcript is spliced from 6 exons.
AUGCGCUGCGCAGAACUUCUAGAACCCAGGCCUCUCCCAGCCUACACCACCACCUGGUGUCUCUCCUCUGCUCUUAGAAAGCUGCUCCUUCCUGGACCGCAGCCCUGGAGCCUUUCUUCUCCCAGGGGCCGGCUUAGCAGUCUGCCCACCACCUCUGGCCGCAAGCGCUUCCAGCUCUGGACCAUAGGCCUACUCUGCAAUGAACAACACCUGACCCUGCGCCUUAAGAAAAACGCCUUCUACCCGUUCACCCAACAGCAGCCCAGUGUCUUCGUGCUUGAGUACUACCUGGACACGCUGUGGAAGGGGACACUGCUCUUCGUCGUCUGCCUCUUCCUGUUCUGCUUCGGCCUCGUAAGCCAGGUGCGGAACCAGGAGACUUGGGGCUUCCCCGCGUUCGGCGUGGUCGUCGGCCUGUGGCUCAUGAUUUCGUCUUUGCCGCGGCGCCGCCUGGUGCUGAACCACGCGCGUGGCACGUACCACUUCUCCAUCCAGGGCCACACCGUGUGUCAGGGCCCUUUGCAGCUGGUCUACGUGCGCCUGGCGGUCAGCUCCGACGCUUAUGGAAGGUGCUUCUUCCAGUUGGUUCUGUGUGGCGACAAGCUGGAACCGCUGGUGCUGGUGCAGCUGUCUGAGCACUAUAAGCAUAUGGAACACCUGGGCCGGCACGUUGCCUGGAUGCUCAACAUCAAUUAUUUUGACUGCUUGGCCAAGUCGUACCGGCACGUGGUCCGCCACUGGCCGCUGGGGGCCACCUCCAGCCCCGGCAUCGUGCCCCGCCAGACCGGCAGGUACAGCAAGCACACUGACCUGGAUGUGUGAUUCUGAAGGCAGGCACCCCGAUGCUCCCCACACCCUCAGGGCUACAGUCUCCCUUUCCCUGCAAUCUCCCACCUUCACGCACCGUGGUCCUUAGUCUUCCCCUCAAUAAAGCCGCCUCUUGCUUCCA